Molecule: messenger RNA, 1763 nt
Organism: Porites evermanni
Lineage: Eukaryota; Metazoa; Cnidaria; Anthozoa; Scleractinia; Poritidae
Source: the annotation of a GenBank genome assembly
AUGUCUACUUCAGACGAUUCAGAUUCGAACACAAGCUCUAGGAGUGUUUCUGAAGAAGUGGAGAGCGAAAUUGAGGACGAUUUUGGCGUAGUUGGCGGCCUCGUGGAGCCAUAUCGUUUCGAGCCUAUUGCCCCGGAAGACUAUGAAGAGCCCGAGGAAGAAGAAGACGAAGACGGUUUAACUCCGGCUAUAUUAGAGGCUAGAUCUGAAAAUCAGAUAACCCUUGAUACAUGGUAAGUAAGAUAUGUAACGAUAACACUUCAGGCCGAGCGAAUUUAGUUUUCUACGAACUUCAUGCAUACAACAAUAAUAGUUAUAUGCAUUAAGUUCUCUUUGUUUACGGUUUGUUCUUCACUAAGUAACUAUAGUAACUUACGUGUUUCCCUUCUAAAUUCUUCUAAAUUUUGUAGGUGUGAAUGUGGAAACUGCAGUACUGAGCUUUUGUCCAAUGCCUUGGAGUUCCGUUGUUGCAAGGAGGUCGCCGCAGCCAUGGCAAAACUUACCUUUGAGGGAAUAGAAGGAAGUUGCGUUCUCGACCACACGGACUUCGACGCGCUAACAAAUGCGACUGUACUCGAGCAAGUUUGCCCUCUUUUGAAGGACAGAAAGGGUCGCAGCUACAAAUUUCCUAGCCGAGGAACUCAAAAUGCUAAGAAUGAGUAAGUAUUUGUGCUUCUGUUCAAUAGCACCUAAGUUCAUUCUUACCACAUUCACUGGUUAACCUGAGUUAAUGUCUGGAUGCAGCUGCUGGAUGGUGAACUGUCAGAAUCGAAAAAAAAAAUAAAACCUACAAAGGAAUUUCUAAGGAAUCUUCCACUAUUUUGCGUGACGAAGAGUUAUCCCUCGUUAAACUACAGUCUGCAAUGUUUGCAGGUGUGAAAUCUCCUCAGAGGAAUUAAGAAAAAUGCAACUGACAUGUCAGUCAGAAUAAAAUAAUAAGACUGUUACAUGAGUGAAUGGUGUGAUGAUGCCUAGCCAAAGUUAACGUUAAGCAAUAUUUUUGGUUAGUGAUAUUGUAGGAUUUUAGAGCAAGCCAUAGAAAAGUUCUUUUUGUUAUAAAUAUGUAAUAAAUAUUUUUCCNUUGCCCUCUUUUGAAGGACAGAAAGGGUCGCAGCUACAAAUUUCCUAGCCGAGGAACUCAAAAUGCUAAGAAUGAGUAAGUAUUUGUGCUUCUGUUCAAUAGCACCUAAGUUCAUUCUUACCACAUUCACUGGUUAACCUGAGUUAAUGUCUGGAUGCAGCUGCUGGAUGGUGAACUGUCAGAAUCGAAAAAAAAAAUAAAACCUACAAAGGAAUUUCUAAGGAAUCUUCCACUAUUUUGCGUGACGAAGAGUUAUCCCUCGUUAAACUACAGUCUGCAAUGUUUGCAGGUGUGAAAUCUCCUCAGAGGAAUUAAGAAAAAUGCAACUGACAUGUCAGUCAGAAUAAAAUAAUAAGACUGUUACAUGAGUGAAUGGUGUGAUGAUGCCUAGCCAAAGUUAACGUUAAGCAAUAUUUUUGGUUAGUGAUAUUGUAGGAUUUUAGAGCAAGCCAUAGAAAAGUUCUUUUUGUUAUAAAUAUGUAAUAAAUAUUUUUCCCCUAGGAGCUAUCGUGCCACUGCAUACCGCUUUUUAGUGCGAUGGAUAUUUGGACCACUUGGAUGGAAUAACAGUAGACCACUUCCAGCAUGUAUCUACCACAAAAUCAGGCAAAAGUUCCAGACUGCCUCCACCAGAGGUUACAGUUCCGCAGAACGUAGGCAAGGUGAAGCCAGUGCAAGAUAG